Molecule: messenger RNA, 636 nt
Organism: Bombyx mori (domestic silkworm)
Lineage: Eukaryota; Metazoa; Arthropoda; Insecta; Lepidoptera; Bombycidae
Product: transcription factor VBP
Exons: 2
Coding region: 1-636 (211 amino acids)
Biological process (GO): regulation of DNA-templated transcription
Molecular function (GO): DNA-binding transcription factor activity
Source: RefSeq, a predicted model, not a curated record
AUGGCUCUUUGGACACCUUACGCAGACGACACUGCGUUGGAUUUGACCACAACUCGUCUGAAAGAAGAGACCGAGUACACAAGGCUAGAUGAGCCGCGGACACCAGAGGUUCCAUACGUCGUCUAUCCUCAGCCGAUUUACGCUAAUCCAGCGCAUAUUUCUCCAAUAUCGGCAAACAGUUACAUAUCUUACGAAGCCCAACAACACGAUCAAAUGAUUUAUCAAAGUUAUCCGCGCACAAAUUUGUCGCCCCCAAUAUCGCCGGAACAAUACGAGAAUAUGAGGAAAAGAAGUUUGAGCAUGGUGGAUUCUGAUUAUUUAUCUGAUGACCCUGACUUUCAAGAGUUCGAACGUGUCGCCCUGAGAACGAUGGCGGAAAAAAAUGGAGGGACUUUAUUGGGCAAUAAUCCUCGUAUGCGCAGAACUGUACAGUCGAAGAACGAGACGGCUGAUGAAACAUACCGCAGACAGCGAGAGAGAAACAAUUACGCGGCAAAACAGAGCCGCGACAGAAGAAAGCUCAGAGAAAUUCAUUUGGCGUUGAAAGUGAAUUACUUAAGAAAAGAGCUAUCAAGUUUGAAAGCUGUUUUGGCAUCUAGGAGAUGUGUCAAAUGUCAACAACUGUGCUCGUGUUAA